AUGUGUCAUGAUUGGUUUGAUGAAGAUGGGGCCCAAUGGAACUUUAUUCGAGAUGUAGAAACAAAUGCUUCCUGUCCUUGUAUGGAAAAUCAGGCCAAAUUUGAUUUGGGUCGAUUUAUGCCUCAUCCACGUUGUUCACAAACAUUUAGAGAUAUAACCUGUACUACUAUGAUUGGGGCUAAGAAUUGUUAUAUGAGUUCAUCCAACAUUUACGGCUCUUAUUCUGGCAGGCAUUUCGAUUAUGGUUAUGGAUAUAGUGAAUAUAGUAGAGGCGAUUUUUAUAGAGAUAGAGGGCCAGAAACGGGAGGUGAAGGAACUUCUUUUGGUGGUGGAUAUUAUGGAAGGGAUGGACAAGAUAGGGGAACACGAUUUCCAACACAUUAUGGACAAGUUUGUUGUUAUGAUGAAAAGGGAUUCUUAAUGCAAACAACAUACCAACCAGUCAUUAAAGUAAUUGAAGAAACUCCCUAUAAUCCAGGCUUUCCACUGAGAGCCUAUGAAUUUGGUACCCCUCCAUAUAUGGGGCAAUUUGAAGUUCCUGGUCUUUCUGCCUUUCACCAUGAUUAUAUGCCUUAUUUUCUUUGUUGUAAAUUUGCCAAAUUUCGUUGCCAACUUUUUUAUUGGAGAAGGCCGAGUAGUGGAUGUCAACAAUAUCAACCACCAGCUAUUGGGGAAGCAAUGGGUGCUGGUACUUUCCACACUAUAGACAACGACAAAUUUGUUUUUAACGAGCCUGGUGUUUACACACUUCUCCACAUUCCCAAAACAAUAAAUAAUCCCGAAGUUCGAAUCCAAAUUCGUUUGGAACGUUAUCCCAACAGACGUGUAGAUUUUAGUAUGCUAGGCCGUUAUCUCUCUCAAGAGCAAUUAGUUCAACCUACAAAUGCUACUAGAGUCUUAGUGUUGGCAAGAGGGGACACUCGACGAUUUCGCUAUCGAACUUCUGUUAUUGUUGGAAAUAUACUCAGAUACUUUGACACAAUGAGGCUACAACGAUUUAAGGGAGUUCUAAUUUAUGUAAAUAACGUGGAAAGAGGCCAACCAGAAGUUUAUGUAGUUUUGGAGGAAGCUCAAAUUGGGGUUCGAAUCAGAGAAAGUUAUUCUGUUGAUAUUGACAGAAUGCCCAUGUAUCAAGAAUCUAUGGGUAUUUUGGAUAUUGCUUUAAGUGUUCCUCCUCAAUAUGGAGUGCAACCAGAUGGAGAUAAAACAAGAGAUCAAGAAAUGCGUCAACGUUAUAAUUUGCCCCGAGUGUCAGGUUUAAUGCGUCCAUUCCCUGAUACAGUUACAGGCUCUAUAUACAGCACUCUGACUUUAAAUGAAGUUAAUUCUGAAUCAAUUCGGCAACAAAUAAUUACUUACUAUAGAGUACCUGGGUCUGGAGAACGUUUUACUGAUUAUCAACAACAAACAUUAAAUCAGUAUAUGAUACCUACAGAUAAUAUGUUCACAACCAGCCGAGAGGAAGACAAAAAGUUCGAAGCCUUCCCAGAGGCCGCAAUGAAAAACGAACCAAUCUACAAGACUGCCCAAAUUUACGAAACACCCCAAUACAGAUUUGUGCCUAGAACAGGCUCUGUAUUAAUGCAGAUAUUACAACAAUGCAAUGAUUUAGCUGCUAGAGAUACUCUCGGAAUGCAACCUUAUCAAGGCCAACUUUAUUGGGAUUGGGCUUCUCAAUGUCCAGACAAUCCCGGCAAAAUACUUCAACAUUGUGGAGAUAAUGUUCCUUGUCUUUAUGAUUUUACUCUUUUAAAUGCUGAAGUAUUGGGGAAUGAAGUAAAAGAUACUUGGAAUGCUUUUUUUCAUGAUAGGGGACAGGCAAUUAGAAGUUAUAAUAGCUGUGGGCCUAUAAAUAUUGAAUAUCCUGAAUAUAUGAUUAAAACACCAGCAUUAGCUCCAAGUUAUAUGCAGGGAGAUACUCAUUGGAUAAAGGGUGAUUCGGAAUAUAAAUGUUCUUUAGUUGUUGAUUAUAAUUACCCCAAUAGCUAUAGAUUUGAAUGGAAUAAAGGUGGACAGCCUUGGUGCCGAUCUAGAGAAAUGGAUAAUAUGCUAACUUGGUUAUUGGGCAUACUUGGAACAGUGGGUAUUAUACUUGUAGUUGUUCUCCUAUUCCUCAGUUGUUGGGUUGUUAAAGUUAAAAGAAGGCAGGAUCAAGAAAAGGUUCCUGGAGGUACACUGAGACAACAACAACAAUUUAUGCCGCCCGUAAAUAAAAAUUUAUUUAAAAAAAUUUUUUAUUAA
Molecule: messenger RNA, 2241 nt
Organism: Meloidogyne enterolobii
Lineage: Eukaryota; Metazoa; Nematoda; Chromadorea; Rhabditida; Meloidogynidae
Source: the annotation of a GenBank genome assembly